Messenger RNA from Schistosoma rodhaini, 874 nucleotides. The record is from the annotation of a GenBank genome assembly. NCBI's taxonomy places the organism in Eukaryota, Metazoa, Platyhelminthes, Trematoda, Strigeidida, Schistosomatidae.
GCUAGACAUAGUGCAAUCCAGUAAUCAAACUAUCACCCUCUGGACAUGUUCAAGCACUGAGAACUGUAUUGUAAAUUUGAGGACCUAGAACAGAGAAAUUAUUCGAGUAAUACGAGCUCAUCUUAAAGAUAUUGGAUAUUGGACUAACCAAAGGUCAACUUUCAUUUCUUUGUGGAUACAUAAUUUGAGGUCGUUGUGACAUUUUAAAAGAAUUGGACAUGCUUAGGUUAGGUGGACAAACAGAAAACUCUUCUCACAUUCGUGAGAACUUGAAGGCUGAAACUCCUCUUUUAAGUAAUGCAAGGCGCAAACUAGGAUUGAGAGAUCUGAACAUUCAGCAGCAUGUUCAUGUGCAGUCAGAAAUACAGCGACCCUCUAAAACUCUAGUUCCGGAAAACAUUUAUGGGGAAGCAUGCGAGAAAUUCUGUGCAUACGAAGACAGAGAUGACUAUGGUGAUUUAUGCACUCGCCUUGAUAAUAUAAACUCACUUGUCGAUGGAGUGCUUUCUCUUUCCUGCAUGAGUCAUCCUCCAGGUUUUGUUGGAUUUUCAGUCAAUGGUGAGGCCUGUUGUUUUUGAUUAGUACUUGUAGAGGAUUGUGAUCAGUUUGAUCCAUCAGAUUUUGAAAUACCAGAUUCUGAAUUCAACACAAUGUUCAGUUGCCUUGGCUAGAAAGUUACUAGCUAUAUCGAUUUAACUCAAUCUCAGAAGUGCUUUAAAUACAAGUACCUCACUACUGAGUGUCGACUUCAGUUUUUUCCCAGUCAGCCUGUUUUUCGUACCAUUUACGUUUGUGUACCCGUUUUGACCUGCCAGGUUCCAGCGAUAGAUAUUGUAAGCUGUAAUGUCAAUUAAAUUCUCUUUAAUGUACUGCG